UGUAUCUCUUAAAAGACCUCCACAUAAUAACUCACGCACAUAUACAACACCAACACCAAAUUACCUUCGAUCUGGAUGCCAAGAGCCAUGGCCUGGACUUCUAGAUUAAUCACCAUUGCUGUUCUGAUCGCCCUCAUGGGAUGUUUCACUGGUGCACAAGCCAACUAUCGUCGUCCCACUCGUGUUGGCGUGAGCUGCUGUAAGGAAGUGUCAAGAGGAAGAAUCCCUGCUUCAAUUAAACUGAUGGGAUACAAGCAUCAGAAUGCUCUGAGUCCAUGUGUGGAUGCUCUAAUAUUCUACACAGAGAAGGAAAAGUUAUGUUCAGAUCCAAAAGCACCCUGGAUUAAAAACCGUCUGAAUGGUCUGAAGAAGAUAGUGGACUAAGAAAAUGGAGGCCUAUAGCUGCAAGUCUAUCUAUACAGUAUAUGUAAUCAAUCUAUCUAUUAAAACGAGAAUAUAUAUUCUGUAUGUUUAUUUAAGCAAAAAAAAAUAUUAUUUGAUCUUCUUUAUCUUUAUCUUAUGUGAAUGUUAAGAGAUGUUUAAAGACUUUGUUUAAUCUGCUCUAGAAUUAAAAAGCAAUUUUUGAAAAAUAACCAUUAAAAUUGUGCUUCUUUUGACACAAAUAUC
This is a messenger RNA of Carassius gibelio (silver crucian carp), 627 nucleotides long. RefSeq names its product C-C motif chemokine 12-like. Gene Ontology annotation, molecular function: chemokine activity; CCR chemokine receptor binding. The transcript is spliced from 4 exons. The coding region runs from base 76 to 384 and encodes 102 amino acids. Gene Ontology annotation, cellular component: extracellular region. Gene Ontology annotation, biological process: G protein-coupled receptor signaling pathway; monocyte chemotaxis; lymphocyte chemotaxis. Lineage: Eukaryota; Metazoa; Chordata; Actinopteri; Cypriniformes; Cyprinidae. The record is from RefSeq and is a predicted model, not a curated record.